AUAUCUUUCCAACCCUGUGUUAACAAAAGAAAAUAAUGCAACAUCUACUCCCGUUUCGUAUGAACCGGUCGACUUGCGAAAACCAAAAGAAAAUAAUGCAACAUCUACGCCUGUUUCGUAUGAUCCAGCCGAUUUGCGAAAACUAUGUGAAUCAAUCAUAUCGUCCAACAAAUCAACCAACGACAACCAUUCCGUACCUACGCCGACUAAGCUAAUUCCCGCAGUUAAUGGAACUCCGAAAAUUCCAAAAGCCUAUCAAUCGCCAAUACCACGAAAAACCCACAUGUCCUGUAAUUCAUACCAUGAAAUGAAUGGCAUAACAUUUGACCAGUUGUGGGAAUACCCACCUAUCUCAUUAUUUAUUGGAAUUUUCACCGUCCCAUACAAUUUCGAGAGACGCCAACUAGUCCGCACCAUAUAUAGAGCGCAGCAAAAAAAUCUUAAAGGCGAUUUGGUGGAUUUUCGAUUUAUUAUUGGAAAACCUCACAAGAAGGAUGAUUCGCCAAAUCUCAGACUCCAUUUAAAGCUUGAACAAGAAGCCUAUGGAGACUUGGUAAUGUUAGAUAUUAAGGAGAAUCUUCAUAAAGAUAAAGCGUAUAAAUAUUGGACGUGGGUUGCAAGCACCUAUACGUCAAGUCCGAAGAGCAAGUAUCUCUUAUUUGCAAAAGCGGACGACGAUGAGUAUAUCAAUUUUCAGAAUCUCGCGUUGAAUUUGAGGCCGCUGGAACGAACAAAUCUGUAUUAUGGGCGUGAACGAAAGAAAGAGGGUGGUGGUUGGAGAACCGGACUUUUGUUCGUCCUGUCACCCGAUUACGUGAAGUGGAUCGGUGCAACUGAUAUCCCAGAGAAUCUUAUUAAAGGGCCAGAAGAUGUUGUAGUUUGGAAAUGGCUUGUUUGGGGGAACUUGUCAAGGACAUCGUGGAUCAACGAAGAUUGCUUAUUGUAUCAAGACCCGCGAAGCUCAGAGAAACGACACACGUGGUUACAGAAAGACUUUGCUUCACCACAGACAAUUGCGUUGCACGGUUUAAAGGAACUUUGGAUGUGGGAUGGAGUAAUCGAAUUAUUCCAUGGUGAAAACCAAUUUUCGGACUUGUGA
Ambispora leptoticha is the source of this 1099-nucleotide messenger RNA. Lineage: Eukaryota; Fungi; Glomeromycota; Glomeromycetes; Archaeosporales; Ambisporaceae. The record is from the annotation of a GenBank genome assembly.